Molecule: messenger RNA, 2237 nt
Organism: Phyllopteryx taeniolatus (common seadragon)
Lineage: Eukaryota; Metazoa; Chordata; Actinopteri; Syngnathiformes; Syngnathidae
Gene: grb7
Product: growth factor receptor bound protein 7
Exons: 14
Coding region: 414-1931 (505 amino acids)
Biological process (GO): signal transduction
Source: RefSeq, a predicted model, not a curated record
UUUAAUUGAAGAAAAUUAUAAUAUAAUUGUAUAAUAAUAAAUUGGUCACCCAUUUAUUUAUUUAUUAUUAUUUUCUUUUGCGCUCAAAGUUUGAGUUUUGCUUUGGUCAAUGAUUUGCGCGUGUGUGCAGGUGCGUUGGUGACGCGUGACGGUGGCUCCUCCCCCCGGCAACAGAACCCGCCAAAGGUGUCCGCGCCGACGUCAUCGUCGCCAUGAUGACUGACAGCUGAACGCCGACGGCGGUCACGUGCGAAACUUGGAGCCGCCCGAUCGAAACUUGGACGGAAACGACGCCCGAAGUUCCAAACGGACAACACGACGCCGACUUUGACUUCUUGUGGAUUUUCCCCGUGGUGACGUUACGUGAAAGUGAGAGAACGCAGUUCGGAUUUUGCGAAUCUUGAAGGACGAAAAUGUCACAAAACAAGAAAAGUUUAGACGACGAUGUGGAUGACGUCACCUGGGCGGAAGUCAGCCGCUCGCAGCCAAUCAUCAUCGCCGCCGUCAGGCGCGAGGCGUCCGUCAGCAGGAACGUACGAAGCGAACUUUUCUCGGCGUCCGCGCUGUCCAUCCCCGACCCCUUCCCGGAACUCUGCGGUCCCGCCGGGUCGCCCGUUGCCGUGGCGACGCUCUCACCGCCAUCUGGCGACAAACACCUGCUGAAGGUUUUCGCCGAGGGCGAGCACGGCCGCUCGCUUUACGUGAGCUCCGUCGCCACGGCGAUGGAGGUUUGCCGCACGCUGGUGACGACGGCGCGGUGCGGCGAGCGGGAGAACUGGGCCCUCAUGGAGGUCCAUCCCGGCCUCGGCCUCGAAAGGUGCCUAGAGGAUCACGAGGCUGUGCCGGAGGUUCAGGCCGGCUGGGCGCCGAAGGCCGACACGCGUCUCGUCUUCUGCAAGAACUACGCCAAGUAUGAGUUCUUUCGCAAGCCCGCGCUCUUCUUCCCAGAUGCCAUGAUCUCCGACAGCGCAGACGGCGGCAAGCAGAUGACAUCGCAACAACUCGUACAGGACCUGGUCCGGUCGGGCUCGUGUCCCGAGAUCCGAGGUUUCCUGCACAUGAAGGAUUCCGCGCGCAAGUCGUGGAAGCGCGCUUACUUCUUCCUGCGCCGUUCGGGUCUUUACUGCUCGUCCAAGGGCGCGUCCGAGGAACCGCGACACCUGCGGUACAUGGCAGACCUCCGCGACCUUCACGUCUACGACGUGGUCGACGCGCGCAAACUCUACGCCGCGCCGCAACACUUCUGCUUCGCCGUCACGCCUUCAGGAAGUCCGGUCCGCCUUCAGCACCUGAAGAUGUUUUGCGCCGACAGCCAGCAGACCAGAACCUGCUGGACCUCGGCCUUCAGAUUGUUUAAGUAUGGGAAGCAGCUGCAGUCUAACUUCCAACAGUCCACGUGGACACGGCGAAGCCUGACGGACGGCAAAGCCAAGUCGGAGGCCAGCCUGGCGGUGAUGGACUUUUCCGGAAAGUCCGGCGGUCGCGUCGUUGACGACCCGACAGAGGCCGAGUGCACCGAGUGCCGCGGAGGGCGAGCCUGGCGGCGUCUGGAAGUUCUGCACCGCAGCCCGCCCGACUCGAGCUCGGCCUCGGGACCGGCCCCGCUCCACGCUGGCCAGCUGUGGUUCCAUGACGGCGUAUCGCGGAAGCAAGCGCGGCGGCUGCUGGAGAAACGAGGCCUCGUCGACGGGAUGUUCCUGAUCCGUACGAGCCAGCAGCACGCUCGUUGCUUCGUGUUGUCGUUGUGCUUCGAGCUGAAGACCAAACACUUCCUGGUCAUUACUUGCGAGGACGGCGGGCGGACGUUCGUGACGAUGGAUGACGGCGCCACGCUCUUCGCGGACAUUCUGCAGCUGGUGGACUUCCACCGGGUCAACAAGGGCAUCCUGCCCGUCUGCCUCAAACACCCGUGCCCGUGCGUGGCGCUAUGACCCCUCAACACCCCCGUUUUAACCCCCACCCCUUUUAAACGCGUGUUUGUUGCAUGAUCCCAUCAUGCAGCUGUUCCAGCAGUCCUCCCGCAGGGUCAUGUGACUAAUAGCGACCAAUGACGGCAUGACGGGAAACUGGAUCCGUGAUGACCUUAGAGUUCACGUGUCGAUGCAUUAUGUUUAUUUUUUCGCAUUCUGUUUGCAUUUUAGCACAUUUGUCAAUGUUAACAUGGCAUUUUUACCAUUUUGAAAGUCUUUUAAUUAUUCUUUUACAUGUUAAAUAAAUCCUUUCCAAAUAAACGUUAA